UUGGGCGAGAAGCAGUAAUAGGUGAAACAAAACAAGGAACAAAAAACACGAGAGGAUGGACAUUCCAACGACAACAAUGGCCCUCAACAAUAGCGGAAGCAACGGCGAAAGGAUAAAGUGAAAAGACGAUGAAAAUAUUUUAUUUUUUUUUAAAUGUAAAGAAUUGAGGGCUGGUACAUAAUUUUUAAGCGAAGUAUCGAGGGAAGGGGGUGUUUUGAGGUGGUCAUUUUGGAUAAAGAAAAAUGAUUGUCCGCCGUCAUACGUUGUCAACGAGGCGCGCGGAAGAGGAAGUGAAUAAAAGUAAAUAAUGGCCAAAAGCUGGUCCUUGGCAAAAGGACAUCUGUCUCGUGCUUAUCAUCGUUUCGUCUUUAGAUUUGAAAAAUCCUCAAAGUUAAGAUUAUUAUAAAAGAAAUUGGGGAUACAAGUAAGACGGGAACUAAAAAUUUAAAGAGAAUUUUGAAUUAUGGAUAAUAAACAUCGAAUUUACUUCCUUUAUAAAUUUGUAGUUUGGGUAUGGGUAGAAAUUACGAAUUUUUCACUGACGGAUUGUGCACUGACGGAUUUUCCACUGCCGAAUUUUCCAAUGACGGAUUGUCCACUGACGGAUUUUCCAAUGCCGGAUUGACCACUGACGGAUUGUCCGGCCACGAGAAAUUUCUUUGCUAGUUGUAGCUUUGCGCCGAUAUUUCCCUGCGCGACCUGUCCCGAAAUUAAUUAGAAUUUGACCAUGGGGUGUAAACAAUAUUUUCUAAAUAAAUUCAUUAAAUUCGUUGAACAUAUUCUUGUUUACAUACUUUUAAUUUUCAGAAAUGGAUAAUUCAUUUUCACAACGGAAGAGACAAAUGAUUACAAAAUCUGGAAUUGGUUUUCUUCUACAGCAUAUGAGAGGAUCAACUCAUGAAACAAAUUCAACUGAUGAUGAAAGCGAAGGAGAACCUAGCAGUCCAAAACGAGAUAAGAUACAAGAAAAUGCUGAAAAUCAAGUUGUUAUCCCUAAAUUAACCAAAAUAUCUGAAGAUCUUUCACUACCGUUAGACGAAAGUUUUUAUUCUAAUUUGAAGCCUUUUCAAGAAAUUUCUGAUUGCUUCAAGGAGGGAACAACGCCUAAUUUUGAUACUCAUAUUCGUCGUUUUACUGGUGAAAAUAAUUAUGUGCGAAGUUGCAAAUGGUCUAUAGAUGGUAAUUGGCUAAUUUCAGACUCUUUAGAUCGGUAUGUCCGGGUUUUUGAGUUUCGUGAUUUUCUUCCUGCUGAUGGGCACCAAAAGCAGCGUCUGCUUCAUACGUCUCAUAAACUGACAUUUGGUGGGUUGAUUUAUGACUUAAACUGGCAUCCAACACUAAAUAUUUUUGCUACCACAAAUAAGGGUUCUCCUAUUCAUUGUUGGAGUGCUUCAGUUAACGAAACAAAGUUAUUUUCUUCAUUUCGAGGGAUUAAUGACAAGGAUGAAUUAGAUUCCGCUUAUUCUCUCUGUUUUUCUAUUGAUGGUCAACACCUUUUUGCUGGUUUCAAAAAUUGUGUGCAAAAAUCAACUAUGAAAACGCAAAAGGGUAUUAUUUCCUCUUUAGCAAUGUGUCCAACUUUUGAUGGCGUUUUUGCAGUUGCCUCUUAUUCCGGAACUUUAGGGCUUUAUUCUACACAAACAAAUGCUUGCGAUUCACUUAUUGGAUCUAAUGAUGGAUCGACACCAAUAACUCAUUUGCAAUAUUCAUCUUGUGGAAAUUUAUUAUUUGCUGGACGUAGAAAGAGUCCAUUUAUUCAAUGUUACGAUGUUCGCUUACCAACUAAGUUACUUUACAAUUUUCAACGUGAAUCAAUAACAAAUCAGCGCAUUUAUUUUCAAUUAGAUUUUAAUGAUCAUUACCUUUACAGUGGAAGUAGUGCUGGCGAUUUGCUUAUUUAUGAUUUAAAAAAGUGUAAUAAAGGAUUAAACCAACAAGAGCUUAAAACUGAAUUUGUGGAGCCUGCUCAUAAAAUUAGAUGUUCCGAGGCGGCUGUCACAGGAUUAAGUUUGCACCCAUGCGAACAAUUUAUCGCCGUUUCUACGGGUCAACGGCUAUUUCCUUCCAGUUUGUUGCUCAACCAACUAUUUGAUGAUAAUAAUUCUUUAAAUGAAACAAAAAAUGGCGAUGAUAAUAAUAAUGAAUAUAUUUCUCGAGGAAAAGGCUCUUUAUUAGACAAUUCAAUAAAAUUGUACAAAUUUGAUUAA
Molecule: messenger RNA, 2207 nt
Organism: Meloidogyne enterolobii
Lineage: Eukaryota; Metazoa; Nematoda; Chromadorea; Rhabditida; Meloidogynidae
Source: the annotation of a GenBank genome assembly